Molecule: messenger RNA, 1557 nt
Organism: Osmia lignaria (orchard mason bee)
Lineage: Eukaryota; Metazoa; Arthropoda; Insecta; Hymenoptera; Megachilidae
Source: RefSeq, a predicted model, not a curated record
CUGUUCGGCCUAAUUUUCAAUGCAACGUUGACUGUUUUACCGAACCAGAAUUUGAAGUUCGGCCUCAACGCUCGCAUCACUUUAACUUGAAAAUUUUACAUUUUUAAUAAUGACUGAUGAUGUAAAAUUUUUUGUAAGACCAAAAGUUAGAUUUUGUCAAACUGACACCAACGAACCGGUAGCGAGAGAAUCAAAACUUUCUAUAGAUCAGAAAAGUGCUACACGGUCGAAUAAACCAAGGAUUAGAAGUAUUGUGACACUUAAGAAACCCAUUAAAAUAUUGAAACUUAACAAAACAUGUGAUGAUCACGAAGAUGACAAUUUAAAAAGUAUUGAUAAUCCACAAAAAACUGACUCACUAACUGUGUGCACUGAUAUACCUCUUUGUACAGCUGACGAAAAUCCUCUUGAAAUAGAAAAUCAGAAACCUUUAACUGAUAAUGAAAAUAUUAAAAAUAUUAAAGCAAAUUCUGAAGAUAUUGAGCAAAAAAUUUGCAACAAACCUUCACACGAUGACAGAGUAUCUUCUCCACUAUCUUUUAAUAUAAAAAAUAAAAAUUUAAACAGACCUCUCAAGUCACAAAGUUAUAUUAAAGCUAAUACUUCAAAGAAAUCUGUAAAAAGUAAGAAAGGAAAGGAAAAUGAAACACUGGAUGCCAUAAAGAAUAAGACUGUAACUAAUAGAUUUACACCUUUAGAAAUUACAAAGUAUAAAGUUAAACCUUGCUCUAUUGGAACUAACACAAGAAAGGCAACUGUUGCAAGUAAAUUUUCAGUUCCAUCCAAAAGAAAUUUAACUUCAAAGUCAAAUGUUAUGCCCUGUCAUAAAUACCUUAAAAUUGCAUCCAAAGUUAAGGCCUCCCCUGUCAAAAAGACUGUGAUCCGUGAUAUAACUGGGCCCAAAAUAAAGUCUUGCAUUGGUCCAGGGGUAUCUCAUAAAAAGCAAAAUGAUUUGAAGAUUCCAGAAAGCGGUGAAAGUACUUCUAUAAAAUUAAGUAUUUCUGGGGAAAAAUUAGCAAGACCAGAAUACAAUUCAAUCACGUGUACAAUCAAUAAAUUAAAUGAAAUGAAGAAGCAAAAGGUUGUGAAUGAUAUUGAACAUUUACCACCAUCAUACAAACAUUUUAUAAAUGGAAAGAUUUCUACUGCCUUGGAUUUCCCUCUUGAUGAAGCCAUUUAUAAAGAUUUAGUAGAUUUAUCUGUAGAUGAAAAACAAUUACCAGGUAGACUGAUUCGAAGUAAAGAUCCAGAACCAAGACAAAAAGAUGCUGUGCCAGUACUAUCUGACUUUUUUAUACCUGUACUCACAGAAGAAUACUGCACUUCUAUUUCCAGUAAACCACGAACUCCAGAGACGACUGAAACUUGGAACGCUUUUAGAAUAAGUGAUAAAAUAUUCGAAUGGAAAUAUCUUUUGGAUCAUGUAUAAUACACCUGUAAUUUUUUUAUUUGUAUCUAAGUUUGUUGAUCAGUAUUUGAAAAACACUUUGGUAGAUGUAUCUUUUUUUUGUAAAAUACGAUUUAUAUUAAUACUUAUUAAAUAAAUUAUCUAAUAGA